AUCAAACAAGCACAUUUUGAGCAAAUCGCAUCGAGCCACGCUCUGCCGAUUAGCCAAGUCCUUUUCGAUUCAUUAGAGCAUUCUUCUCACAAAAUUCAUACAUUUCUCAAUCCAAUCUUCGCCAUGGAGACAAACCCACGUGAUAUACAACCAUCGGCAAAAGAUGCACGACUCUUAACUUUACAACGUGAAUCAAAAGCAUUUCAACAAAAGUUUAGAGGGCUAUUGGAAGAAGAUGAUGCUAAACCAGCAAAACCCAAUUUGGAAUUUGCAAGGAAAGAGUUACGAAAUGUAUAUCUGAAGUUAUUGUUUCAUCAUACAUUUAGUGCACGAACAAGAGGAAUUGAGAACAGCAUUUGGAUCGAAACAACUCAUCCAUUCGUUCAAUUGUAUAGAGAUCAGCUUUCAGCCAUUGAAACAAAGAUCAGAACGCUGAAAGAAUCACUAAAUAGCCAAGAGAAAGACAAAAAAGGGAAAUUAUCCGCUGCUCAACAUGGCAAGAAGAAAGGGAAUGAACAGCAACUUGCACAGCUCGCUCAGAUCUAUAUCAAACAAGCGUCUUCUUUUCGAUCUUAUUUGGCAGCAGAGGAAGCAUUCUGGCGCGAUUUAGCAGCGAGGAUAACCUCACUUUUUGAGGUGACAGAAGCCUUACCAAAUCUAACAGCUUUGGGAAUGAUGAACGGAGAUGUAUCUAAUUCGACUACCGGAAUGGAACGUAUCAUUGGCGUGAUAGACGUUGGAAUUGAUGAACAAGUGCUGGCCAGACAACCUGCCAACCGACAGAGGCUGAUCGAAAUCAUUCACAAAGCACUAAUAAGCUGCGGUGACCUUGCACGAUAUAGAGAGCUGUACCGGGAAGAAUCAAAAGACGAAUCAUCACAAUCUCGUAUCGGACCACAUCGUGGUGGACGAGGCGGGAGAGGUGGCAGAGGUGGAAGCAGAGGAGGUCAUCACCCCGGUUCGAUGUUCCUCGACCCUUCUCGUCCUCGAGAUUUCACCAAAGCAGCAAGCUGUUACGAUCAAGCAAGACACCUAAUUCCCUCCAAUGGAAAUCCAUGGAAUCAAUUGGCCGUUUUGGCAGCGUACAAGAAUGAAUCGUUUCCUUCAGUGUAUAAUUACUACCGAGCGCUUUGUGUAAGCGAGCCGUUCGAGAAAGCGAAGAAGAAUUUGGAAAAGACUCUGAGAAGAGCCAGCGCAAAAUGGGAAGAAAGUGGAAAUUUGCGAAAGUACAGUGCCGGCGACUCGCUGUUCUCAUCUUCUACAAAUGAAGAAGAAGAUAACGAUCUAAGCGUGUCUGACGUCCUGCAAGAUUUGGUUGUUUUGCAUGGAGCCUACUUCACACGGAGGAAAGAGUUGAUGUUGUCAACCUAUCCAACCCAUUGCUUGCGUAGAAUCUCCGUCCUCCUGCAUCGAAAGGCCUUGCACACGGAUACAAUCGUGCAGCUGAUCAUCACUGCGACUGCUUCUUUAUGGUUACGUAGAUUGUGGCGAGGGAACGAUGCGACCGCGAAAGAGGAUUCAAGGCAGACGACAACAAGCAUUGUGGCAGAGCAAAGCAUCUUGCUUCAUCUUUGUGGAUUGUCGAGGGUGUUGUUCGAGAUUGGUGCCAGCGAGACGAAUGAAGCAAUGGCAAGCACAAAGCCACAACAAAUCAAUCCUUCUAGCGCUCGCCAAAUUAGUGCUGUGCUCAGAAGAAUGCUACCGGCAGUACGUGUGAUCUCGAAAUGGUUGAAGUUGCAUAUGAAUUAUAUCCAGAGAAGCAGACAACAAUCUAGUCAAUCUACAUCUGUUUCUGCAAAUGGUGAAUCAGCCGACUCCGCAACGUCCGCCAAAGCAUCUACCCAACUUGCAAGCGGAAUAGAUGACUUUUGGGCCACAUAUGUGCACUUCAUCAAUGUAAUUCGAUUCGCCUUCCCAUUCGAAAGUUUGCCUAGUCUGGGUACCUCUGUAGGACAAAGUGGGAUGAACGGAUUGGAUUUCGAAGAAGAUCGAGAUUUGCGUGGAUUUACACCUUUGAGAAAUGCUUCUUUGAAUGACGUCAAGGCCCAUCUUGCCUCGAAUUCGCCACAAACUGGACGUAUAGAGUUAUCUGCAACGUCAAAUUUACACCCGAAUGAAGAGCAAUUGAUUCGAAUCGCUGAUAUCUUGAUUGAUGCAAAGGUGAUUGCAGAAACUGAAUCAAGUCCUGUGAUUUUUGAUGAUGCAAAGAAUAUGUUCCUCUUUGCCAGCGCUACUGGAGAGACUCCGUUUGGAAUCACAAAUGACCUGCAGGAUCCUAUGCAAAUUCACAUAUCUGACAAUGCUAAUGAGACAACUGGUGAUACGAGUAUCACAAGGCCAUACUCAGACGAUGAAUGGCGCAAUGCAAGUGAGAGUAGCGAAGAUGCAGUGGAUUUGGCCAUGCGUGCAGUUGAUGAGAGGACAAGAACUUUGAAUGAAGAUGGAGAUCAGAGUGCUUUAAGAGCGGAUGACGAUGAAGAAGACGAAGAUGAAAUCAUCUUGAUCCCUGCCCAUCAGAGAAAGACUCAAAGCGGUGAACAAAGUGGACCUAUUACUCCGCAACGUGGUGACCAUUUCCCACCGGUAACCGGAUCAAGCCAAUUGAAUGAACGUUCUCAAAAUGCAACUCCUGAGGGACAAACUGCCCAGCAUCUCUUAUUGCAAGUGCUAAAUGGCGCACAACCUAGUCAAGUUGCACGAUCUGAUUCAAUUGGCUCUUUCCAUUCUACUGCUGCGAGACAGCCUGGCUCACCGUUUAAUCAAGCAACCUUUGGUGCAAUCGGUUCAGCCGUCCCACCGCGUCCAAAUGUAUCACCGUCUGCCGCUGCAGCAGCAUGGAAUGAUGCAAGUGGUGGUGGAGUAGGAUCGUUGAAUAACGAUCAUCAUCGAACUGAUAUUUGGGGACCGCAAACAUCUCAACCUCCAUCAAAAGGUGGAUCUCCUCAUCCUUUAUUCAAUACAUUUUCACCUUCUGUUUCUUCUUCUCAAAUGAUGCAACAACAACAACAACAACAACAAACACCAAAUUGGUCCAAUAUGCCCAACACGGCCAAUUCUGCCACCGGUUCACAUUCGUUCAUGUCAGGUUGGGAUCAAUCAGGCACUGGACAAAAUGCGAAAUGGUGAGAAAUCGCGGCACUCUCAAUCUCUCAAGUUUGAUUUAGCACAUGUUACAAUUAUCA
Molecule: messenger RNA, 3182 nt
Organism: Meira miltonrushii
Lineage: Eukaryota; Fungi; Basidiomycota; Exobasidiomycetes; Exobasidiales; Brachybasidiaceae
Exons: 1
Coding region: 124-3126 (1000 amino acids)
Biological process (GO): nuclear-transcribed mRNA catabolic process, nonsense-mediated decay
Cellular component (GO): telomerase holoenzyme complex
Molecular function (GO): protein binding; telomeric repeat DNA binding; telomerase RNA binding
Source: RefSeq, a predicted model, not a curated record